AAUGAGUGAUCCGAAACACAUGUUUUUCUAUACGGUGUGAAUAAAUCUUAAAACAAGGUGCCGAGAAAGGAAAAUAUAAUGGAUAUAGAAGAGUUAUUUGAGUGCUUUAAGGAGCAGCCGUCUCAAGGUAUACAGUUACCGUUACCAGUACCUUUUAAAAAGACAACAGGAAAGCAGACAGAGAAAACUGAGUCAGAUGACAACAAACAGCGAAAGGCGAUCAAACGCGAAUCUGCUGCAGCUAAUGCAGAUACCAGCGACAAGGAGCAAACUGAUGAAAAUGAUGUAAAGGAAGAGGAUACCAAGCGGCAGCGUGUCGAUGUAAAAGAAGUAGACGAAAUUGCUAAUGAUACCUCAGACAACGAGGUGAAAAAUGAAAAAGAGGACAAUGCAGAAGAGUUAGAUGACUGCGCAGUGGACGCCCUGCGCGUUCGUAUUGUUACCCAUCAGCUGGUGUCGCCCGAGUCCUGCACACACGAGGUGGCCGCCCAUCCUGACCAGGAGUAUAUUCCCUUGCAGCCGUUCACGGGCGUGCCUGCUAAGCAAUAUCCGUUCGUGCUGGAUCCCUUCCAAAAGCAGGCAAUUCUCUGCAUUGACAACUCGCAGAGCGUCCUGGUGUCGGCCCACACAUCGGCGGGCAAGACUGUGGUGGCGGAAUAUGCCAUUGCCAAGUCGUUGGCUGCCAAGCAGCGCGUCAUUUAUACCACUCCCAUUAAAGCGCUCUCCAAUCAGAAGUUUCGCGAGUUCACAGAUGAGUUUGAGGACGUUGGUCUGGUUACGGGCGAUGUUACCAUCAAUCCCUCCGCCUCCUGUCUGAUUAUGACAACGGAAAUUCUGCGGAAUAUGCUGUACCGCGGCAGCGAAAUAAUGCGCGAGGUGGGCUGGGUGAUCUUCGACGAGAUUCAUUACAUGCGUGACAAGGAACGUGGAGUGGUGUGGGAGGAGACACUCAUCCUAUUGCCCGACAAUGUUCGCUACGUCUUUCUCUCGGCCACCAUACCGAAUGCUCGACAGUUUGCCGAAUGGGUUUGCCACCUGCACAAGCAGCCCUGCCAUGUGGUCUACACGGAUUACAGACCCACGCCGCUGCAGCACUACAUCUUCCCAGCUGGAGGCGACGGCAUCCACUUGAUCGUGGACGAGAAGGGACAGUUCAAAGAGGAGAACUUUACCACAGCUAUGGCGGUGCUGGCCAACGCAGGUGAGGCAGCGAAGGGCGAUCAGAAGGGUCGCAAGGGUGGCAUCAAGGGCCACAAUGAAGGCCAAACAAAUAUUUUCAAGAUUGUCAAGAUGAUUAUGGAGCGUCACUUUGCGCCCGUCAUCAUCUUCUCGUUCAGCAAGAAGGACUGUGAGGUGUACGCUAUGCAAAUGGCCAAGCUGGACUUUAAUACGGUCGACGAGAAGAAACUGGUGGAUGAGGUCUUUAAGAAUGCCAUGGAUGUGCUCUCGGAGGAUGAUCGUCGCCUGCCGCAGGUGGAAAAUGUGUUGCCAUUGCUGCGUCGUGGCAUUGGCAUCCAUCACGGCGGACUACUCCCUAUUCUCAAGGAGACCAUUGAGAUUCUGUUUGGCGAGGGCCUGAUCAAGGCGCUCUUCGCGACAGAGACCUUUGCCAUGGGCCUGAACAUGCCGGCGCGUACAGUUCUGUUUACGGCGCCGCGCAAAUUCGACGGCAAGGACUUUCGGUGGAUCAGCUCGGGCGAGUAUAUCCAAAUGGCUGGACGUGCUGGUCGUCGUGGUCUGGAUGACAAGGGCAUCGUUAUACUGAUGAUUGAUGAGAAGGUCUCCCCGGUGGUGGGGCGUGAAAUUGUGCAGGGCCAAGCAGACACUCUUAACUCGGCCUUCCAUCUCACCUACAACAUGGUGUUAAAUCUGCUGCGCGUGGAGGAAAUCAACCCGGAGUAUAUGCUCGAGCGCAGCUUCUAUCAGUUCCAAAACCAGGCCACACUGCCCGGCCUAUACGAUCAGGUGCAGCAGAAGACACAGCAGCUGGAGAAAAUUAAGAUCAAGGACGAGCACAAUAUCGCCUCUUAUCAUAACAUCCGCGACCAGCUCGAGAUCUACGGCAACAAGUACCGCGAGUGGAUGACCAAGCCACAGUAUCUGGCGUCCUUUCUGCAGCCAGGGCGACUGGUAAAAGUCUCGGCUGGCAAGCACGAGUAUGACUGGGGUCUGGUAUUGAACUUUAAGAGGAAGCAAGAUCUAAGUCGCAGGAACCCAUUGGAGAGUGAACCGGGCAUUGUCAUCGAUGUGCUGCUCCAUGUCAGCGAGGAGUCGGCCAAAACAGGCGACACCGAGCCCUGUCCGCCCAACGAGCGUGGCUGCAUGGAGGUUGUUCCCGUAUCCAAUUCCCUCAUCACCCAAAUUAGCUCGAUACGCGUCUACUUUCCCAGCGAUCUGCGUACGGCUGACAAUCGCCGGGCCGUGUUGAAGACCAUACAGGAGGCGAAGAAACGAUUCCCACUCGGACCACCCUUGCUCCAUCCCAUCAAGGACAUGAACAUUAAGGAUGACGAAUUCCGCAAAAUCAUGGACACAAUCGCACAGUUCGAGCAGCUGCUCGAGGCGCAUCCCUUGCACAAGUCGCCGGAGCUGGAUCGCAUUCACAAGCGCUACAUUGAGAAGCUAAAGCUGCAGAAUGAGGUGAAGGGCCUCAAGGCAGAGCUGAAAGCUGCCCGCAGCUUGCUGCAAAUGGACGAGUUGAAAUUCCGCAAACGUGUGCUCCGGCGCAUGGGCUACUGUAAGCCGGGCGAUGUCAUCGAGUUCAAAGGUCGCGUUGCCUGCGAGCUGAGCUCCGCGGAUGAGCUGCUCAUCACUGAAAUGAUAUUCAAUGGCGUCUUCAACGACCUCACCGCUCCGCAAGCUGUGGCGCUGCUCUCCUGCUUCGUCUGCGACGAGAAGUCCAGCGAGGCGCCAAAGAGCGCCACCGAGCUGUCCGGCCCGUUGCGCUCCCUGCAAAGCUUGGCGCGUCGCAUUGCCAGGGUGUCCACCGAAUGCAAGCUGAAUCUGGAUGAGGAGAGCUAUGUGGAGAAGUUCAAGCCCUACCUAAUGGACGUUGUGUUGGCCUGGUGCAACGGCUCCAGCUUCUUGAAUGUCUGCAAAAUGACGGACAUCUUUGAGGGCUCCAUCAUUCGGUGCAUGCGGCGUCUGGAGGAGCUGUUGCGUCAGCUCUGCCAGGCAUCCAAGACGAUUGGCAACACAGAUCUGGAGAACAAGUUCUCCGAAGGCAUUCGACUGCUCAAGCGCGACAUUGUCUUUGCUGCCUCGCUCUAUCUAUAGAUUAGUUUUUCUUACUUUUGCUACGAAUGAAAAAUUUGCAAAUAUUUUACAAAUGAAUGAGAUAUGAUAUAUAU
This is a messenger RNA of Drosophila arizonae, 3350 nucleotides long. RefSeq names its product exosome RNA helicase Mtr4 (gene Mtr4). Gene Ontology annotation, cellular component: nucleus. The record is from RefSeq and is a predicted model, not a curated record. Gene Ontology annotation, molecular function: RNA helicase activity; ATP binding; RNA binding. Gene Ontology annotation, biological process: RNA catabolic process; maturation of 5.8S rRNA. NCBI's taxonomy places the organism in Eukaryota, Metazoa, Arthropoda, Insecta, Diptera, Drosophilidae.